CUCUGAAGAUAGUUCAAUUUUUGAUUUUGGGAAAGUCUCAGAUGAAAAAGGAAGGAUUGGUAUCGAAGAAGAGGAAGAAAGUAAUGAAUUAAGUCCAGAAAGCGUAGAAGAUGAAAAUGAUGAAAAUGAUCAUAAACAUGAGUAUUGUGAACACUAUAAAAGUGAAGAAGAAAAUUACGUUAAUAUUUGGAAUUAA
Messenger RNA from Scutellospora calospora, 196 nucleotides. NCBI's taxonomy places the organism in Eukaryota, Fungi, Glomeromycota, Glomeromycetes, Diversisporales, Gigasporaceae. The record is from the annotation of a GenBank genome assembly.